Molecule: messenger RNA, 1849 nt
Organism: Aedes aegypti (yellow fever mosquito)
Lineage: Eukaryota; Metazoa; Arthropoda; Insecta; Diptera; Culicidae
Gene: Ppox
Product: protoporphyrinogen oxidase
Exons: 2
Coding region: 394-1821 (475 amino acids)
Biological process (GO): heme biosynthetic process
Cellular component (GO): mitochondrial inner membrane
Molecular function (GO): protoporphyrinogen oxidase activity, oxygen as acceptor
Source: RefSeq, a predicted model, not a curated record
AUUUUAAAAGGCUUCACGCUCAACUUGUGGUCUCGUAGAGUGCCUAUCUAACGCCAAUAAUUCGCUCUACAAGCAGCAGAAUCGCAUGUAACUUGAAACCGCUUUUGUCAUCAGCCAUUCAUUGACCUGCGCAAAACAUCGACUGAAGUAGAGACCGGCUUUCAUCGCUUUGACAGUUCUUGCCGUGUCAACUUUGCGGCAUAUGUUAUUGUUGUUUAUUUUACGCGAAACAUCAUAAUUAACAAAAUCAUCGCUUUUAGUGCAAUUAUGUUAGUUUUGAAUCGGAGAAAACAUAAUUUUUAAAGUGUAUCAUUCACCUCAUACACAAAUCAGCAUCUGUGAUCUUGCCAAUGAACAGCCCGAAAGUGCAAUAAUUCUCGUAAAUUUUGAACGAUGACUGCCAUCUUGGGUGCUGGCAUCAGCGGUCUUUCCGCUGGAUACUAUUUGCUCAAAAAAGGCCUCCCCAGCCCAACCGUAAUCUAUGAGGCCAGUAAUCGCAUCGGCGGCUGGAUCCGUACUGAUCGAUUCAACGAGGAUGGUUUCGUGUUCGAAGCAGGGCCACGCACCAUACGCCCCAAAGGUCCGGCCGCCAGCAAUACGCUUGACCUGAUCGAGGAAGUGGGACUUGCCGACGAAGUAUACCCCAUAUAUUCUAAUCACGUUGCCGCCAGAAAUAGGAUGAUCUACGCAAAGGGCAAGCUCAACAUGCUGCCGUCGGACUUGUCCGGUGUCCUGAAAACGGUUCCGCCUUUUACGAAACCGUUGUUCUUCGCGGGGUUCAAAGAUAUAUUUGCGGGCCGAUCCAAGGUUCCCCUGGAGGACGAAUCGAUGUACAGCUUUGUGGAGCGAAGGUUCGGCAAGGAAAUCGCCGACUAUGCGGUUAGCUCGAUGCUGUGCGGAAUCUGUGCCGGAGAUGCGAAACAGAUCAGUGUGAAAUUUCUGAUGAAGAGUUUGUUCGAAAUGGAACAGAAGCACGGUGGUGUCGUCAAGGGAAUGCUGAAGGAAGCUAUGAAUAAAAAGGGGAAGAAGGAUGGAGCGAAGGAAUCGAUUUCUGCGUUGGCGAAGAGGGCCAAGUCGGAGAACUGGAGUAUUUAUUCGAUACACGGAGGCUUGCAGACACUUCCGGACAGGUUGGGGACAGUUCUGCACAAGAAUGGGGUCGGAAUCGAAACCGACGUGAAGUUUGAGGAGAUCAUGUUUGACGGGGGUAAAGUUCAAUUGAAGGUUGACGGACAAGAUCGAGUCGUAGACCAUCUGAUAAGUAGUAUUCCGAGUUAUAAACUUGCAAAGAGGGUGUCCUCGCAGCAUCCUGAACUCUCUAAAGAACUUGCAGCGAUUCCUUACGUGGAUGUUGCUGUGAUAAAUCUUUGCUAUAAAACCCCCGAUCUUCAAAAGCACAAGGGUUUUGGAUUUCUGGUUCCACCGAUCGAAAAUCUGCCGAUUUUGGGAGUGAUCUUCGACAGCUGCUGCUUCGAUAUGGACGACAAUACGGUUCUAACCGUUAUGAUAGGCGGUGCUUGGUUCGAGAAGUGGUUCGGAAGUAAUCCCGACGAAGAGCUGCUUCUAGACGUGGCACUGAAAAAUGUGAAUAGAAUUUUGGACAUUCAACAAGCGCCGGAUGCGUACAAGGUGAACCUUUUGAGGAAAUGCAUUCCACAGUACGUGGUUGGCCACCAUAAGCGAGUGGAAGGCAUAAGAGCUUACAUUCGUGAUCACAAACUGCCACUAGGGUUGUGUGGAGCUUCGUACGAUGGCGUAGGAGUCAACGACGUGAUUCUGUCUGCCAGGAAGUGCGUUGAAGAACAGGUUAAAAGCAAAUAAUAUAUGUUAUUUUGACACAUUUUUCUGA